UUUUAAAUCAUUUUAAUCUUAAUCUUUAAGUUUUAUACAUUCACGGCUGUUUCCUUUUGCACUAGAAGUUAAUGUGAGCCAUUAAUAAUAAAUAAUAGGAAAAUGGUUUUUACUAAUCCUAGCUUUAGUCGAUUUUCUUUACAUAAUUUCUACUUUUGAUAAUUUUGGAAUAAUCCCAACUUUAAGGUGAAUUUACUUUUAGGUUAAUAUUUUUUAAUAAAAUAUUAUGCCACAUUUCGAAUGUUAAUUGGUAAAAAUAUUAAAUACAAAAAAGAAAUUAAAAAAAAAAAGCUACCCACCACCACAACCCUUCCCUACUCCCUCUCUUGUCCCACCAAAAACCACCACUCUUCCCCCAAAACUACCCUCAACCCCACCCCCACCCCCUUGGCUGGUGGUUCGACCCCACCCUACCCUUGUCGACGAAUUCCCCACCCAUAAUUUUGUCGCCCAGUGAAUCUAAAACAAAUCCCACCACCCCUUAUUUUGAGCACAAUUUAGCGAAAAUCUAGAAAACCCACACCAACCCUCCUAAAAAACACUUAAAACCCCCCACCCCCGGUUUUAGCUUCGGGGUGAACUAAGGGUUUAGUUUUUGGGGUUGAGUUACGGGGUGGUUUGAGGGGCGGCAACUGGUUAAGGGUCGGAGGGGCGACAGGGGUGGGUUGGGGGAAUGGGAAAUGGCUAGGGAGGGGUGGCUGUCGGCGGUGGAGCUGGGGUGAGGGUGGUUUUAAUUUUUAAUUUUUUGAUUCUUUUGAUUUUCUUCAAGUUUUAUUUUGAUUCUUUUGAUUUUCUUCAAGUUGUAUAAACAUGGAGUGUUUUACUUCAUUGAAGUUGCCCUUCUUCCAUGUCAAUACAUCCACAUUUUGUUUUUAUCUUUUCAAUUUCAUUGAACUUAUUAUGCACCUGUAAAGUUUUUAUCUUAGGAAUUACUUGCAAAAUUGUGAAAACAAUUAUGCAUAGCAAUAGCUUGAAGAGCUCUCCUUACAUAUCCUAGCAUGUUGAAUAGAUACAAAUGAGAAUUUCACCAAUUUUAGGCAUAACCACAAAUAUAUUCUUUGUAAUACGAGCUUUUGUUAGUCUAAUGAGAGAAGAAUUUAAGAUCUUGUGACUUGCAUUGCUUUAUUGAUAUGUAAUAACUCCGUUCUGUAUUAAUUGCAUCAAUUGGGUUGGGCACAAAGAUUAAGAAAUCGAAAAAGGGUAGGCCCACCAUAUAGGUGGCCCAACCUUGUGGCCCAACUUUACUCUUGUGAUUAGAUGAAAAAAAGAAGAGAGAGAGUCAAAUAAACUAGGGCAAGGUCUAACUUUAGGUCUGAAAUGCUUCCCAUUAGAGGAUUGUUACUAUUAAUGUGAAUCUUCCAUAAAGGCAAUUGUUGUUAUAAAUAACGGAGGAAAUAUUAUGUGUAUUGACAUGUAAUUAUGUAUGAAAAAAAUAUUUCCAAUCCUCACCCUAUUUGCUUAUUGCUCUGAUAUUUUAUUGUCACAGAAAUACCUUCUUGAACAGCGGGCAGUAAUUAGUGUUGAUGGAGGGAAACUACUGAAUGAAGACAAUGAUCUCAGAUCUGUGCUUCAAUACUUACUAGAUGAUGUGAAUGAUUUUUUAUCAUCACAAUCUGUUCCAAGAAAAACUGUACUGGAUGAUAUUGUGGAAAACAAAGGUUGUAUUCAUGUACUUCAGGCUUUUGUGGACUAUAUAUCUGAAAGGGAGAAGGAAAAUUUUCGCUCAAGGAGACGAGAUAAUCUAGAUUCAGUCACAUUGACUACCAUUCAUCAGUCAAAAGGCUUGGAAUGGGACAUUGUGUUCAUAGUCAAGGCAAAUGAUUCGGAGAUUCCACUGUUACAUGAGCAUAAUGGUGUUGCUACGGAACAUGGAAAUUCUCUUGAGGAAGAACGGCGUCUAUUGUAUGUGGCUAUGACUCGUGCUCGAAAAAAGCUUUUUAUGUUAUAUGUGACAAUGGACUCAAACUGGCAGGUGCUUCAUCCUUCUCGUUUUUUUCAAGAGAUUCCAACGCAUCUACUGGAGGUUCAGGCAGACUUCAAUUUAUCUGUAAAUAAAGAACUAUCUGUCAAAAUCGAGUCUGAAGCUAUGGAGCCAUGCGAAGCUGUAAUAGGAAAUGAUUCUCCUAGCUGCAAGAUAGAUAAAGCAUCGGAAAAUUUAAGAAAUAUAGAAGCCUCAGAAGAUUUGAUAAACAUAGAAGCAUUAAGUGGAAACAGUUUCUUGAAAAAGUUCAAUGUUGAAGACCGAGCACUGGUUUCACGAAUAUUUCAUCAAUGGGCCAAGAAAAAGGCUUUUCAAGAUCCUAAGAGGCUACUUGACAAGGUGAACUUUGUUAUCAAUGAACGUUUGAAUAUCAAGAAAGGAAAUAACAAGGAUAUUUUGGUUGCAUUGAAGUCGUUCCUGAAAUAUGAGGAAGCAUUUCAAUUUGCUGACUAUGUUAUAAAGUGGGAGCAGAUACCAUCUGAGUAACGUGUGCAUUUGACAAGGGAAAGACAGGAACAUUUCCAAAAACAGCGGAUGGAGACUGCAAUGGGUUCAUCAUCCCCAACUUCUAAGCAGAUUGGUUAUCUGCGUAGCUUGGGCUGCACAAUCGUCCCUGAAUCAAAGCUGCAUGCUUCUCGGUUAAUAGAGCAAUACAGAACUCUUUAGGGACUAUGAAAAUUCACUCAUUUAUUUACAGGUAAAAGUCCUAAUCUUUGCAGCAUUUACGUUGAUUUUUUUUUUUUAAUUAAAUUGUUUUCUUUUAGUGCUAGGAAAUUUAGCAAGAAUUUUUUGUCAUCUUUGAUAAUAUAUUUUUUGUUGUGAAUUUGUAUGGAUAGCCAAUUCAUUCAUGCCUGUUUCUUGAAUGUAUCUUUUUGACUGGGAACUUUUCAGAAAAUAAAUUUUGAUGUUCGCUGAUAGGGCCAAAAUAUACUAGAGUAGUAUCCAAACUCUAAGUACUUUAGCAAAAUCCAUAAUUAAGUGAUAUUAACAUUAAGUACGAUUUAUCUAUCUCCUGGCAUCUGAUUAACUAUCACGUCGAGCUCAUAAAACGAGUUUCUUGCUACUGAGAUGUUGAACUUCCUGUAAUUUGAAGUCAUAGUAUCCUGCAUCAAGGUUACUUAUGACUAUGAGGCUAUAAUUCUGUUCAGAGCUUUCAAAUUCUCCUUUGUAGAACUUCUUAGUCUCUACUAUUGUGAGACAUUUAAUGACUAGUAAAACCUAGUUGGUAUUAAAAUAUGUGCAUUGGCUCCAAACAAAGUUCAAUUGUAUUGGGACUAUAAUUUUUUUAUAGUACCCAUGUCAGUGAAUCUAUGAUCUUAUGAAGCUUGAAUAUAUUUGGGGAUGUUUAUUUAUGUUAGUAACAAAGUACAUGUGUUUUCUUAAAAAUAAAAAAUGAAAAUAAAAAAAUUACAUGUGUUUCUGCUUGGAAUGAUUAUUACCAAUGAGGAAGUAUAAGCCGCUACAAAGUGGGCAAAAAAUCACUACCAAGUAAAGGUGAUCAUCCAUAGCUUGACCCGCUAGCUCAAUAUGACCCGGCUUGAAAAAAUUGUUGGUUUGGACAAGACUACAAAGAGUACACAUGCGUUUUUAAUUCGAAACCCGAGCCUAGCCCGAAAAAGGUCAAAAAGGCCAUUUUGACCUGAUAAACCCGAUGCUAUUUUGUUAGUUUAGACAUAAUUUUAUGCAUUUGCUACUAAGACUAAAUUGUAGAAAGUUUUUUGGCUACUGUAUCUCUAAUAGAAAUAAAAGAAAUUCGUUAGUAAAGCUUUCCUCUUUGUCUUUUUUAAAACUCAAGUUUUUAUAAUAUGUUGCUUCGUAGAUGACUUUUACGAAUAAAGGAAAAGACAGUCAUGAAAGACAUUUCGAAAAUUCAAGGCAAUGAUAUCAAUGAUCCAAAGGUCUUGUCAAUGCCUACAAGGAUGGUGAGUUUAACUGAGAGGCAAUCUGACAUGCUAACCCAAACUUUUCCAUUCCAACAAAAGUGCGGGUUUGAGCAAGCCUAAAAAGUCAACCCGUCCAUAAUAGCCCGCUUUGGCCUAACAAGCCUGACUCUUUUUUGCGAGUUUGGGUAUAAUGGCCUAGCAUGACCUGAAUUUUGAUCACUUUUAGUUCAACUGAGAUGAGAUGUGACAAGAAGAUCCACAUGAAAGUCAAAUCCUCAUGUGACUUAGAGAUGGUCAACCAAGAAGUGACCUUGAAAAUCGUUCCACUAAUUGUUGAGGAGGAGUAUAUGAUUUCAAAUCUAAUUGAUAAUUUCAAAGAAGAUGUGAAUGCUGAGAAUAGGCGCAAAGGCUACACAUCCACUUAGUGUAUGUAGCCCCCACAUACACCAGUGAUGUGUCACAAUUUCAUUGGUUGCACAUUUGACUCCCAAAAAUACCCUAAUAUGAAAUUUCAUUUGAAAUUUUAGAUUCAAAAUUCAAAUUAACCAGGGACCCACUCUCCCUAACCACCCCACUCUCUCUCCUCUCUCAUUUCAACCAGUUCCUUUUUUUUAGGGUCUAAUUUUCUCUCUUCUCUCU
Chenopodium quinoa (quinoa) is the source of this 4503-nucleotide messenger RNA. Its product is annotated as ATP-dependent DNA helicase SRS2-like protein At4g25120. NCBI's taxonomy places the organism in Eukaryota, Viridiplantae, Streptophyta, Magnoliopsida, Caryophyllales, Amaranthaceae. The record is from RefSeq and is a predicted model, not a curated record. Gene Ontology annotation, molecular function: ATP binding; DNA binding; 3'-5' DNA helicase activity. Gene Ontology annotation, biological process: recombinational repair. The coding region runs from base 1424 to 2467 and encodes 347 amino acids. Gene Ontology annotation, cellular component: nucleus. The transcript is spliced from 13 exons.